This is a messenger RNA of Rhincodon typus (whale shark), 1033 nucleotides long. Its product is annotated as tubulin, delta 1. Gene Ontology annotation, biological process: microtubule cytoskeleton organization; mitotic cell cycle. The transcript has 6 exons. NCBI's taxonomy places the organism in Eukaryota, Metazoa, Chordata, Chondrichthyes, Orectolobiformes, Rhincodontidae. Gene Ontology annotation, cellular component: microtubule; cytoplasm. Gene Ontology annotation, molecular function: GTP binding; structural constituent of cytoskeleton. The record is from RefSeq and is a predicted model, not a curated record. The coding region runs from base 1 to 1020 and encodes 339 amino acids.
AUGUCUCGGAACGGCUUCAGAACGUUCUCAAAGCGGGAGAGUGAGCAGCCAGAAGUCAGUGUGCACAUUGGCACAAAUGACAUGGGUAGAAAUAGUGAUGAGGUUGUGCAGAGUGAUUAUAGAAAGCAAGGAAAAAUGUUAAAAACCAGGACCUUAAAGAUGGUUGAGCUUCUUGAUGUAUAUCAGACGAAAAGUGAUAACACUCAUCAACGUCUGGUAACUUUCUUUGAGGAUAACAUCUUGCAGAAAGUGCCGGUUGCUCGGGCUGUUCUUGUGGACAUGGAGCCAAAAGUCAUCAGCCGCACUUUAUCCAAAGCUGUGAAGUCAGGGCAGUGGAGUUAUGGAAACCAAUCCUACUUCUGCCAAAAACAAGGAUCUGGAAACAAUUGGGCAAAUGGAUUCUGUAUCCAUGGUCCUCAGCAUGAAGAAGCUGUGAUGGAUUUAGUGCGAAAGGAGGUGGAGCAGUGUGAGAGACUUGGUGGCUUUAUUCCAAUAAUGAGUCUGGCUGGAGGCACUGGCUCUGGCUUGGGGACUUACGUCACUCAGUGUUUACGGGAUACUUACCCAAACUCGUUCAUAUUGAACCAGCUCACCUGGCCUUAUGGAACUGGAGAGGUUAUUGUCCAGGAUUAUAAUGCAGUGCUGACGCUGUCUCACUUGUAUCAGUCUUCUGAUGCACUUUUGAUUCAUGAGAAUGACACUGUUCACAAGAUUUGCUCCCAACUGAUGAACAUAAAGCGGAUUUCCUUCACAGACAUCAACAAAGUCAUUGCUCACCAGCUCGGGAGUGUCUUACAGCCAGCAUGCACCAGAUGGAGUAUUUCAGAAUAUGGCACAAAUCCUCUUGGUGAUCUGCUAGAAAGUUUGGUGACACAUCCAGAGUAUAAGCUGCUAAGCCUGAUGAACACCCCAUUGAUGUCUGACAAGUCUCUGCAAUUCAGUACGUUUACCUGGCCAGCUCUUGUGAAGAAUUUGCGACAAAUGCUGAUUUCCAAUGCUAAAAUGGAAGCAGGUUCGUGAUGUCUUCUUCACA